Messenger RNA from Hymenoscyphus albidus, 607 nucleotides. NCBI's taxonomy places the organism in Eukaryota, Fungi, Ascomycota, Leotiomycetes, Helotiales, Helotiaceae. The record is from the annotation of a GenBank genome assembly.
AUGGUGAAGAAUGGAGCGCAGGAACAAUUAAGCGCGGGAGAGAAGGGAUUGUUGUACGUACCGUCUUCUCUGCAGAGACUAUCGUGUGGUCAUGAAGGCGUUGAAGGUCUCAAAGACUUUGAGAAAGUGUGGUGGGUGCUAGUUGGCCGAGGUGGUGAGGCUCGAAGAAAUAUUGAGAAGGUCAUGGAAGAGGAAUUCGGACGAGGCAGAUUUUCAAGUAGAGGAAGGCACUCGUGGCCUCAGGCAACAACACGGAUUAUACAUGAUCCGAUGCCCACGAGGAUUCAAGCUGUUGCUCUCUUGAAAGCUUGGGAGCUGAUAGUAUUUGAUCACAAAGUUGGGAAGUUUUUGCUAUGUUGAAAUGUGUAAAGUUGCUGAACUUGCAGGAAUACAACUCGCUUCAGUCACAUGCAAUCCAAACUCCAAAAACCCGCAUCUCCAUAUCAAACCACUCCAGAAUUCAGAUCCCAAAUCUGCUUAUGAAGUUAUGAAAUCCACAAAGAAUUAUCGACAUCUGGUAAGUCGACAAACCUGGGUCAAUCCUCAGUCCGCCAUGAAGAUCGAGAAAUUUUCAGUCUAGUUUCUCUCUCUAAAGGUCAUCCUGUGA